UCUCAUAAUGCCCGUCCUUGAAUUUUCAAUCCGCAUAGAUCUUACUUUACAACCAUUCAUUCUAUCUUCAACUAAAAUCAAAUGACAGAACCAUACGACGUAAUUAUCGCUGGCGCCGGCCCUGUCGGUCUCUUCCUAGCCUGCGAACUAGGUCUUCGCCACAUAUCAGUCCUCGUACUGGAACGAAACGCCCAACAAGAAUCGCCCUGGAAAGUCGAGCCACUCGGUCUCCGCGGACUAAAUAUACAAUCCGUUGAAGCAUUCUACCGGCGCGGCUUACUAGGUAGAUUAUUCAACCUAGACGAUAGACCGCAAUACGGCAAGAAACCCGGUUUCCAGUUUGGGGGCCAUUUUGCCGGUAUGAAGAUUAAUGUUAACCAGCUGGAGCCGGAGCGCUGGAUAUAUCGAUUACCUGGACCGGCUUUCGGUCCUGGCCCGACCAGCAUGCAUCAAAUUGAGAAGGUUCUUACUGAACAGGCGGAGAGCUUAGGUGUGGAGAUCUUGAGAGGGUAUCCCGUUACUCGUAUCGCGCAGGAUAAGAAUAGCGUUACAGUUGAGGCUGCUGAGCGCUCCUUUAAGGGCAAGUGGCUCGUUGGUUGUGAUGGUGGUCGCAGCUUUGUGCGGAAAGAAGCUGGUUUCGACUUUGUCGGGACAGAGACAAAUUUGACUGGCUACGCAACGCAUAUCGAUUUAGAUUCGCGUGAGAAGCUAAAGACUGGCUUUAACGUCUCUAAGACUGGAAUGUACAUCAAUGUCCCAAAUGGUGCGUUUCAUCUGAUGGAGUUCGAGGAUGAGAGCUUCGAUCGUUCGCAAGAUAUUACGUCGGAACAUCUCCAAGAGGUUCUUAAUCGUGCUAUUGGCCGCGACGAUGUGAAGAUUAUGAAGGUCCACCUUGCUUCUUCUUAUACCGACCGUUCAAUGCAAGCUACAAGUUAUCGCAGGAACCGUGUUCUCCUUGCCGGUGAUGCUGCGCAUAUCCAUUCCCCUCUCGGUGGGCAGGGAAAAAAUGUGGGACUGGGAGAUGCGAUGAAUCUGGGUUGGAAGUUAGCUUCUACGGUCCGGCGGGAACAUUUGGAGCAGAGCUCUGAAAGUCCGCAAGAUCUGAGCCUUUUGGAUACAUACGAGAGCGAGCGAUAUCCGAUCGCAGCGUCGGUUCUAGAUUGGACUCGUGCGCAAGUCACGGCGUUGAAGCCAGAUGCUUUCGGUCGUGCUACACGGGCACUUCUAGAAGAUCUUAUUCAGACGGAUGACGGAGCAAAUUUGUUCAUUGAUCGUAUUUGGGGGCUGUCGCAGCGGUAUAGACUUGAUGAAAAUGCCGCGAAUGCACACCCGCUUAUUGGGUCUAGUGCACCUGAUUUUGUGUUUGAGGAUGGGUCGAGAUUGGGCUCAAAGCUUGAGGGGGGAAGGGGGUUACUCCUUGAUCUUGGAGGAGAUGCCGCGCUAAACGAUUUGGUUGAGAAGUUUGAGGGGGAAGUGGAUUAUCUUGGUUUGGAUGCGAAAGAGAAGUGUAGGCUGAAGGCUUUGUUGAUUCGGCCCGAUGGGAUUGUUUCCUGGGUCGUUGAGGAGAAUGCUGAAGCGGACCUUGGUGCUGCGAAGGCUGCGUUGGACAAAUGGUUUACGCUAUGAUUGAAAAAGCACACACAAGCCUUAAAUUGACACACUUCUCAAAUUGUGGUUUUGCUUUGAUGUCAGCUCAUAAUGAUGCGAGUUAUUCACACUGCAACCUGCUAUACAAAUGCCGUGGCUUAAUUUCUUUAUUUAGGGAGAGAAAAGAGGGCCGGCGCUUACUUGGCUAUUUUUAUUCGCUGAAGCACUCACCCUGACCUAGAUAUGGUGGAUCGAGCACCAAGAUAAAGAAUUAAUUUCUAAAAUCGUUCAUAGAGAGCUAAAUUGUGAA
Molecule: messenger RNA, 1897 nt
Organism: Talaromyces proteolyticus
Lineage: Eukaryota; Fungi; Ascomycota; Eurotiomycetes; Eurotiales; Trichocomaceae
Product: putative pentachlorophenol 4-monooxygenase
Exons: 1
Coding region: 82-1626 (514 amino acids)
Molecular function (GO): FAD binding
Source: RefSeq, a predicted model, not a curated record